AUGACAAUAAAAAAAGAGGAGCAAAACUACCAACCACAAGAAGCUAUUCUAGAGAACAUUUGGGCUAACUACGUAGGUGAAUCAACAUCGGAAAUUUUUCAAGAUUGGACAGAAAUACCUUGUUUAGAAGAGAAAGAAGGAACUCCAUUCGCGCUACAAAGGCUACCAAGCCUAGGAAGAUGGAUGUCAAUGGGUGCCGAAACAUGGGAACAACUCCUUAAUGGCAAUGUCAUCCCUAGUACUAGUACAAACCCUUGCGAGGAGGGCAAUAUAAGCGAAAGGGGGAGAUAUGAUUCGAGCGAAAGCAUGGAGAAAUCUAACCGAAUUGUACCAGAUCGACAUUAUAGAGGUGUACGAAGGCGACCAUGGGGAAAGUACGCGGCUGAGAUAAGGGACUCUACAAAGAAAGGAGCUCGAGUUUGGCUUGGAACGUUUAAUACAGCCGAAGAUGCUGCUUUGGCUUAUGAUAAGGCAGCCUUAAGAAUUAGAGGAGCUAAAGCUUGUCUUAAUUUUCCAAUUGAGGUUUUAAACAAAGGUAUUGGAAGGCAAUAUGAGCCUUUGGAAGAAAAGAAUGGUUGUAAUCCAUGGAAAAGAAAAGCGAGAUCAGAUUGGGAUUUGCAAAGUAAUUAUUAUUGUAAUAACUUGAUGAUGGAGCAGCCAUCAUUGAAGAGAUCAAGAGAUAACAUGGAGAAUUCACUUAAUGCUCAAGAUGAUGUACUCGAGUUGGAAGAUCUUGGGAGUGAUAUCUUGGAAAAUUUGCUUUCCUUGACUACAUGAUUGUAAUUAAGUGUUGUAAAUAAUAUUUUGUUGUUCAACUACUUUGGUGUAUCAUGAGCUAGAUCUUUUUUUCCUUCCAAAAAUUUGAUCUGAAAUUUAUGUAUAUUUUCUAGUUAUAGAGAUGGUAAGUAGGUAACUUCCGAUUUGUCCCCCUUCAUAGCUUCGUCAAGAAAGACAAGGGUAACUUGUUGUCAUAAAGAGGUCACUUAUGGUUGGAGUGACCUAUUUAAGGUAUAAGGCGACCCAUUAUC
Beta vulgaris subsp. vulgaris (sugar beet) is the source of this 1028-nucleotide messenger RNA. Its product is annotated as ethylene-response factor C3. The record is from RefSeq and is a predicted model, not a curated record. The transcript has a single exon. Gene Ontology annotation, molecular function: DNA binding; DNA-binding transcription factor activity. NCBI's taxonomy places the organism in Eukaryota, Viridiplantae, Streptophyta, Magnoliopsida, Caryophyllales, Amaranthaceae. The coding region runs from base 1 to 777 and encodes 258 amino acids. Gene Ontology annotation, biological process: regulation of DNA-templated transcription; ethylene-activated signaling pathway.